Messenger RNA from Prunus persica (peach), 411 nucleotides. Its product is annotated as calcineurin B-like protein 10. The record is from RefSeq and is a predicted model, not a curated record. Gene Ontology annotation, biological process: calcium-mediated signaling. The transcript has 5 exons. Gene Ontology annotation, molecular function: kinase binding; calcium ion binding. NCBI's taxonomy places the organism in Eukaryota, Viridiplantae, Streptophyta, Magnoliopsida, Rosales, Rosaceae. Bases 1 to 411 code for a protein of 136 amino acids.
AUGGAUUUCUCGGGGGUUGAGCAGAGAUUGAGGUCUUUAUCAUUGGGCAAGUGGAUCUGCGCAACAUUUAUACUGUUUGUAGCGAUCAUAGAGGUGUUGAUUUUUGCAGUGAUCGGUUGCUUCAAAGGCCGUCCCCGCCCAACCAAUCGCCGUUUCAUUUUCGGCGAUAUGUCUAUCAUCGCCGAUGAAACCAGAUUUACUGUUAAUGAGCUGGAGGUAUUGUAUGAGCUGUUUAAAAAGUUGAGUAGUUCAAUUAUCGACGACAUAUCGAUUCAUAAGGAAGAGUUAGCACUAUUUAGAACUCCCUAUGGUGAAAAUCUUUUCUUGGACAGGGUUUUUGAUCUCUUUGAUGAAAAGAAAAUGGUGUCUUUGAAAUGUGUUGUUCGUGCACUCAAUGUCUAUAUAUUUUGA